Molecule: messenger RNA, 1471 nt
Organism: Antrostomus carolinensis (chuck-will's-widow)
Lineage: Eukaryota; Metazoa; Chordata; Aves; Caprimulgiformes; Caprimulgidae
Gene: ELOVL4
Product: ELOVL fatty acid elongase 4
Exons: 5
Biological process (GO): sphingolipid biosynthetic process; fatty acid elongation, polyunsaturated fatty acid; fatty acid elongation, monounsaturated fatty acid
Cellular component (GO): endoplasmic reticulum membrane
Molecular function (GO): fatty acid elongase activity
Source: RefSeq, a predicted model, not a curated record
ACAAACGUGUUGAUGAUUGGCCCUUGAUGCAGUCUCCGUUCCCAACACUGACUAUAAGCACUAUUUAUCUCCUCACUGUCUGGCUGGGCCCCAAAUGGAUGAAGACAAGAGAGCCCUUCCAGUUACGUUUCCUGUUGGUUGUUUACAACUUUGGAAUGGUUCUACUCAACUUCUACAUUUUCAAAGAGCUGUUUUUGUCAUCAAGAGCUCGAGGGUACAGCUAUGUCUGCCAGACUGUGGAUUAUUCAGAUAAUGUUUAUGAAGUUAGGAUAGCUGCUGCUUUAUGGUGGUAUUAUGUCUCUAAAGGAAUUGAAUAUUUGGAUACAGUAUUCUUCAUCCUGAGGAAGAAAUUUAACCAAAUUAGUUUCCUUCAUGUCUAUCACCAUUUCACCAUGUUCACCUUGUGGUGGAUUGGUAUUAAGUGGGUUGCAGGUGGACAAGCUUUUUUUGGAGCUCAGAUGAAUGCAUUUAUUCAUGUCAUUAUGUACAUGUAUUAUGGAUUAGCUGCCUGUGGCCCUAAAUUUCAGAAAUACCUGUGGUGGAAACGAUACUUGACCAUAUUGCAAUUGGUGCAGUUCCAUGUGACUAUUGGCCACACAGCCUUGUCUAUUUAUAUUGAUUGUCCUUUCCCUAAAUGGAUGCACUGGGGUGUAAUUUUCUAUGCGGUCACCUUCAUUUUCUUGUUUGGUAACUUCUACUAUCGGACAUAUAAACUGCCCAAGGAACCCGUAAAGAAUGGAAAAAUAGCAAAUGGUGCUGUUGCAAAUGGAGUAAGCAAGCCAGAAAAUAAUGCAAUGGUGGAAAAUGGAAAAAAGCAGAAAAAGGGAAAAGCAAAAGGAGAGUAACUUGAUCCAGGCCUUAACCAUUGUUGGCAGUGAGGAACCUCCAGUUUGGUUUAUAAAAGGAAGAAAAAAACACUAUCUGUACCAAUUAACCUUAGGUUGCUGAAGAGCUAGAACACAGGUAUUUUCAUUAUUUAUGGAGAUUGUUUUAAGAACAACACUAAAGUUGAAUUUCUAUUGUAAUUAUGUAAUUAUCAUGCAUAUGGUCUCUGUGUAAACUUGUAGACUGCUGGUGUUGGUGAAUGUAAGGAAGAAUUGCAGUUGAUUCCAUGUUUAGCAGUCCAAAAGUUAAUACUACCAUUGAUACAAGCAGUUUUGUUGGCACCCACAUUUCUUUGGGGGAGGGGGGGGAAGGAAGUAGCAUUUGGAUACUUGUGUUUUCUUUCCAGAAAAUUAUUAAAUUUCAAAUUAUGAUGUAUUAUCUAAUCAAACUUUUCUUGUCCUCCUUGGAGUGUAUCUUCAGACACAUUAUGUUUAUGUGCUGUCAGAACAGUGUUUGACUUUUCAGACAUUACUUGAUUUACUUGAGUGUCUGUUACAGUUGUUUUGUUUUUUUUCUUGUGUGGACAUAUACCUACCUCUUCAUCUGAUGAAAAGAAUAUUGAGCAUUAAAUAACUGGUUUCUGAAA